AUGUCUAGGUACCACAAAGCAGCAAUUGAUGGACACUUGGACAUCUUGAAGGAGGCCACAAGGCAGGACCUGAACGCUAGGGAUGAGGAUGGCAUGACUCCCACCUUACUGGCAGCUUUCCAUGGACAUAUCGAUGCUCUACAGCUCAUAUGCAGCAGAGAAGGAGACCCCAAUAAGAGUGACAUCUGGGGAAACACACCGUUGCAUCAUGCUGCUUCUAAUGGCCACAUGCAGAUCCUCAGCUUUCUGGUCAACUUCGGUGCCAACCUUUUUGCACUGGACAAUGAAUUCCACACAGCUAUGGAUGUUGCUGCUUCUCGUGACCACAUGGACUGUGUGCGCUUCCUAGACGCUUCUGCGUCGCAACAGACCAACCGAAAUGCUAAGAAGGUCGCCAAUCUUAAGAAGGAGGCUGUCAAAGAAGCAGAAAAGCGUGUGAAACACUGUGAAAAGGUGAAGAAGGAACACCAGAGCAAGAUGAAUAAAAUGCACCGUGGAGCAGGCAAUACUCGGUCUGUCUCAGAGGCCAGCAUGGCAUCAGCACUCUCAAGCGGUGGUACCAUGACUGGCAUCAAUGAACAGUUCUCCAAGCUUAUCGCUGCUGAUAAAUCCGGCUCUCUUACAGCCACACUCCGGAAGAAGCUUGGUAAGAAAGAUAAAGGCACACUGCAGAGGCCAGGAGGAGAUGGGAACGUUAUUUUCCUCAAACAGCAGAGUGGAGCAACUGAGAAGCCAGAGUUUCUUGAUGUCUUCGAUGAGCAGGAUGAGAGCAUGUUAGAUGAAGAAGGAACGACAGGCUUUGAAGAUGAUGACGCCAGUGGAGAACCAGGACCUGUCAAGCAUUCCAUCUUCAGCCGGCCCGGCCUUGGAGAUCUGAUUUUCAUGAAGAAGAUGGGGCUGAUGUCACAGGACAUUCCCAGUGGGAAGAACGAAAGUCUUGGCUACCUAGUUCAGAACGAGUUGUCUGAUGCAGAGGAAGACGCUGCUAGCUUUGAGGGGAAUGGUGAUCUGCCCUGGGAUCAGGAAGACCUGGGACUGGAUGAUGAUGAGGAGGAAACCUCUCCUUUAGAUGCGUUCUUGUCUGCCAUCUCCUUGCCAGAGUUCACCCUUGCAUUCAGUAGAGAGCACCUGGACCUGGAGGCGCUAAUGCUUUGCUCUGAUGAAGACCUGAAAGGCAUUCACAUCCAGCUGGGA
This is a messenger RNA of Micropterus dolomieu (smallmouth bass), 1194 nucleotides long. RefSeq names its product ankyrin repeat and sterile alpha motif domain containing 4B (gene anks4b). Gene Ontology annotation, molecular function: protein binding. NCBI's taxonomy places the organism in Eukaryota, Metazoa, Chordata, Actinopteri, Centrarchiformes, Centrarchidae. The annotation marks the transcript as partial. The transcript has 2 exons. The record is from RefSeq and is a predicted model, not a curated record.